Messenger RNA from Phytophthora nicotianae INRA-310, 594 nucleotides. RefSeq lists its product as hypothetical. The coding region runs from base 1 to 594 and encodes 197 amino acids. Lineage: Eukaryota; Oomycota; Peronosporomycetes; Peronosporales; Peronosporaceae. The transcript has 3 exons. The record is from RefSeq and is a predicted model, not a curated record.
AUGUCGCGACAACCAGGCAACAGAGCAGAUAAUGGAGCUGGGGUCUCGCAGUCAGCAGUCAGCGACAGCCAACAGGACGUGAUAAUGCGCUACGGCGCCGCGGUACAACCUCUCCGCGUGAACACGCGCUUGGCACCCGAGGGCCAAUUCAAUGGCCUGCAGCCGAGAACCGAGUACACUCGGGACCUUCCGCCACUGCAAGAAAGGAGACAAGUGGCCACGUAUCACGCGGUUUCUCGACAGCGUGAACACUUCCAGGACGACCACGAGUGGCAGGACGUAGAGUAUGACGCGGAGUCUGAAGAGGACGGAGAACAGGAGAACGCGGACCCGUCCACGGAGUCGAGCGGGAAUUCACGUGAAGCACAACAUUGGAGCGGCACGUCGUCAGCGCGGACUGGUGAGCUUGAUGAUGAGAGCCAAGGAGAAGUUUCGUGCCGAGUGAGUUGGUGUGAACAACCGGGAAAGCGCUACGGACUGUGUUGGGCGCAUGGCGGUGUCAAGAAGUGUUGCCAUGGCAACUGUCCGAAGAUCGCUUUACCCACAGGAGAGUUCUGUUCCACUCACGAACGCGAGAUCAGCGGCAACACUUGA